Colletotrichum orchidophilum is the source of this 1443-nucleotide messenger RNA. Its product is annotated as methionine aminopeptidase. Lineage: Eukaryota; Fungi; Ascomycota; Sordariomycetes; Glomerellales; Glomerellaceae. The coding region runs from base 1 to 1443 and encodes 480 amino acids. Gene Ontology annotation, molecular function: metalloaminopeptidase activity. Gene Ontology annotation, biological process: proteolysis. The transcript has 6 exons. The record is from RefSeq and is a predicted model, not a curated record.
AUGGGUUCCAAGACGCCCGAAGAUCAGAUUCCUGGGGGCGAUGGCGGGCCCACUUCGCCCGGCAUUUCCUCUGGCGGAGAGCCGCGAGGCGCGCAUCUGUCCCGCGAUGGGGACGGUAGCCUCGGCGACCAAGGCGGCGAUGAUGAAGACGACGAUGAAGGUGAAGAUGAAGCUGCCGCUGGCUCCGGACCGUUGAAAGCUGCAGCUGCAGAAGACGACGAGGGACCCAAAAAGAAGAAAAGAAAGCCCAGAAAGAAGAAGAAGACGAAGGCAACCGCCGCGGCCAAGACGCAAUCCUCGCCUCCGAGGGUGCCGCUGAGCGAUCUCUUCCCUUCCGGGUCGUAUCCGGCCGGUGAGGCACAGCCUUACACCAAAGACCGGGACGCGGACACCAAUUCGGGCACCAACACCGCCCGCACAACAGCAGCGGAGCUGCGCUACCAGAGCCGGCCCUACCUCGAGGACCCGACACUCCUGAACGACUACCGCAAGGCGGCCGAGGUGCACCGGCAGGUGCGGCAAUGGGUGCAGGAGACGGUGAGGCCGGGGCAGCAGACGUUACUCGAGAUCGCGACGGGGAUCGAGGACGGCGUGAGAAGUCUGCUGGGCAACCAGGGGAUCGAGGCGGGUGAUGCGCUGAGGGCUGGGAUGGGGUUCCCUACGGGGCUUUGUCUCAACCACGAGGUGGCGCAUUAUACGCCGAACCCGGGGCAGAGGGACGUCGUGCUAAAGUAUGAGGACGUGAUGAAGGUUGACUUUGGGGUGCAUGUCAAUGGGUGGAUUGUGGAUAGUGCGUUUACGAUGAGUUUUGAUCCGGCGUAUGAUGAUUUGCUGGAUGCGGUGAGAGAUGCAACGAAUACUGGUAUCGAGGCUGCCGGGAUCGAUGUCCGCAUCUGCGACGUCAGCGCCGCGAUCCAUGAGACGAUGGAGAGCUAUGAAGUCGAGAUUGGCGGCAAGACGUACCCCGUGAAGCCGGUACGCAACAUCUGCGCGCAUGAUAUCGCGCGGUACCAGAUCCAUGCGGGACGGUCGAUUCCGUUUAUCAAGAACAAUGAUCAGACAAAGAUGGAGGAGGGCGAGAUCUUUGCUAUUGAGACCUUCGGGACCACGGGGCGUGGGAAGCUGUAUGAUGACGUCGGUAUCUACGGAUAUAAAUUGGGUUACAAUGCCCCAGCUCAGAUCAAGCUGCCAUUCGCCUCUGCGAAUCGUCUUUAUAAGACGAUCAGGGAACAAUUUGGGAGCAUCGUCUUUUGCCGUCGUUAUCUUGACCGUCUAGGUUUGGAUCGGUACUUGGCUGGUCUCAAAUCCCUGGAAUCUCACGGCAUCCUAGAGACAUACGCACCGCUUGCGGAUGUCAAGGGAUCUCAGUCCGCGCAGUUUGAGCAUACGAUCUUGCUGCGCGAAAAUAACAAGGAGAUUAUCAGCCGAGGAAGUGACUAUUGA